Messenger RNA from Rhododendron vialii, 2846 nucleotides. Its product is annotated as kinesin-like protein KIN-7N. The record is from RefSeq and is a predicted model, not a curated record. Gene Ontology annotation, molecular function: microtubule binding; microtubule motor activity; ATP binding. The coding region runs from base 127 to 2682 and encodes 851 amino acids. The transcript is spliced from 18 exons. Gene Ontology annotation, biological process: microtubule-based movement. Lineage: Eukaryota; Viridiplantae; Streptophyta; Magnoliopsida; Ericales; Ericaceae.
AAACCAAAAGACAGACAACUGCAGCUUUCUUCUUUGUGUGAGGGAGACUCUGUGUGUGUGUGUGUGUGUGUGUGUGUGAGAGAGAGAGAGAGAGAGAGAGAGAGAGAGAGAGAGAGAGAGAGAGAGAUGGAGAAGAUAUGCGUAGCAGUGAGAGUGAGACCGCCUGUGAGCGAAGAAACCUCGAAUGGAACAUUCUGGAAGAUCGAAGAUAAUCGUCGCAUUUCUCUUCACAGGUCCCUGAGCACUCCCAUCUCUGGAGCUUCUUACGCUUUCGAUUAUGUGUUUGAUCAGGACUGCAGAAAUGAAACGGUUUACGAGCUCCUUACAAAGGAGAUCAUUCAUGCCGCCGUUGAGGGUUUCAAUGGGACUGCAUUUGCAUAUGGGCAAACCAGCAGUGGCAAGACUUUUACGAUGAAUGGUUCCGAAAGUGACCCAGGAAUUAUUCACCGGGCAGUGAAAGAUAUAUUUACCAAAAUUCAGAUGACAAAUGACCGGGAGUUUCUGAUUCGAGUUUCCUACAUGGAAAUAUAUAAUGAAGAAAUCAACGAUCUUUUUGCUGUGGAGAACCAGAAACUUCAAAUUCAUGAGAGUUUAGAGCGUGGAAUUUUUGUUGCAGGCCUUAGGGAAGAAAUAGUUAAUAGUGCUGAACAAGUCCUUAAGCUCAUCCAAUCCGGAGAAGUUAACCGACACUUUGGUGAGACAAACAUGAAUGUUCGAAGUAGUAGAUCUCACACAAUAUUUAGGAUGGUAAUUGAAAGCAAGGGAAAGGAUACCAGUCUUGGUGAUUAUUCAAGUUCAGAUGAUGCAAUUCGUGUUUCAGUAUUGAACUUGGUAGAUUUAGCUGGUUCUGAACGGAUUGCUAAAACUGGUGCUGGCGGAGUUCGUUUGAAGGAAGGGAAACACAUCAAUAAGAGCUUAAUGAUUCUUGGCAAUGUGAUCAACAAACUAAGUGAAGGUGCAAAACAAAGGGGACACAUUCCUUAUCGGGAUAGUAAACUCACUCGCAUACUUCAACCUGCUCUUGGUGGCAAUGCCAAAACAUCUAUUAUUUGCACUGUUGCACCAGAAGAGGUUCACAUAGAGGAAACAAAAGGAACCCUCCAGUUUGCUAGCAGGGCCAAAAGAAUAACAAAUUGUGUUCAAGUGAAUGAGAUUUUGACAGAUGCUGCUUUAUUGAAGCGCCAAAAACUAGAGAUAGAGGAGUUACGCAGUAAACUUCAGGGGUCUAGGGCCGAGGUGUUGGAACAAGAAAUCUUGAAAUUGCGGAAUGACAUGCUCAAGUAUGAGCUAGAGCAUGAGAAGCUUGCCAUGGAACUGGAGGAGGAGAGGAAAUCACACAAAGAACGAGAUCAAUGCAUUAAGGAGCAACAAAUGAAACUUGACAAUUUCAGUAGUCUUGUCACCUUGUCGGACUCUGAUAGAAAGUCUAGCCAGGGCCAGGAAUUUUCAAAACAGAGCCUCAAGGAUGAUGGCAGUGAUGGUCAUAGCAUAUUCAAGGAAGAUGCUUUUAGUACCCCAUGCUUUAAGGCAGUUCCUAAUGCCUUCGUCAUGAAAAGGUCAAAUUAUUGUCAGCAACCCGAGUAUAGUCCUCUUCCGGAUACAUUUAGUAAUGUUGCUGAUGAAGACACCUGGUUGAAAAUGAACAAAGGCUAUAAAGUAGACCUUGAUUCACUUCACAUGACUCCUGCAAGGAAAGUUCAAUCCUUCCCUGACGGCGACAUCACUCCAGGUUGCUCAAUUGGGAAUUACAAGCAAGAGAUACAAAAUCUCAAGAGACUAUUGGAAAUUGAAAGAAACGAAAAAGAUGAACUCAAGAGAAAUCAUGCUGAACAAAAACUGCUGAAUGAAUGUUUAAUGGGGGAGAUAUCUGAAAUUCAACAAGAGGCACAGCUAGUUCAAGAAAUUCCAAGACAACUGCUCGAGUCUGUAGCAAAUUGUAAAGAUAUGUAUAGUGAUGUUUUGUGGACUUUGCAGAGUUUUGUGACUGAUGAGAAAUCUUCAGCCUCAAAGUUACUCUCUAGCACAAGUGAGAUCGGUACAAGUCUGUUCUCAACUUUGGAAACUCACUUCUCCAUGGCUAUAGAAAGCCAAAGAACCUCCACAGGAAAUAAUAUUCUCGUUGAAGAACAAAGUAAAAUGCUUUGUGAGAGAGUGAACAGCACAAUUAAGUCCUUGGUACUAUCAGAAUCACCAAAGAAUGAGGAUAAAUUGUCGAGAAGUCUACUAUGCAACUGGGACUAUAAGGACUGCACUUUGGGAGAAGAAAUUGCUUGUAAGCAGGAGAAGCUGAGUAAGGAUCUCAGUAAAAUCACGGAAAAGUACCGGAGCUUGGAGAAAGAGUUGAAUGUCAAUACUCAUCUUCUCGCGCUUUCCAAGGAAAGAUAUCAUACCUUGGAAAGGGAAUUCCAUCUUUUGAAUGAAGAACGUGACACUUUGCUCCAAACAGUCUCCAGUUCAUCAAAAAGCCUAGCACAGGUUAGUGAAGAAAAGGAUAGAAUUUGGCAGGAUUUGAACUCUGAAGUGCAGAGAAGAAAACAUCUUGAAGAAGAGAUGAAGCAGUUUGGCAUUGCUUUCGCACGUCGCCAGAAAUCACUCGUGUCUCUCCAAAGUGAGUUCAAAUCCAAAUUUGAGAAAUUGAAAUCACAAAAUCCAAUUUCAAUACCCAAAUCUCUUGGGUAUUGAUUAGAAUAGUUGUACUCUAUGUAAUGAAAUCCAGUAACUUAUUUGACAUUACUUUUUUUUUUUACUCCCUUUGGGAACCGAAAUACUAGGGAUAUGCUAAUCCUCAUUGCCAUGUAUUUAUGUUGACUUACUUUUUUACUCAAUCAUAGACUUAAUUCUUGACA